AUGGACAAUGGAUGUGUGGUUGAUAUAUCUAGAGACCGCCAUGGACGUAAACGAAUCUCAGUAGACUUUGAUCAAAUCAGCAGAAUUCUUCUCCGUCGUCGUACGAACAUUCGAUCGUUGUCUAUGGCUUUGGAGAUGGCAAAAUCAACAGUCCAUAGAAGAAUCACAGAAGGAUCUAUUAAAGCUCAUUCAAAUCGCUUGAAACCUUAUUUAACCGAAGAAAACAAGAAAUCAAGAUUGAUGUUUUGUACAUCUAUAAUUGACCAAGGUACUGUUAACUCAAAACCAACUUUUACUGACAUCUAUGAUUGUGUUCAUAUCGAUGAAAAGUGGUUUUAUAUGUCCAAAACUUCAAAAAAAUAUUAUCUACAUCCAUUAGAGAAUGAACCUUUACGUACUUGUAAAAACAAAAGAUUCAUUGAAAAGGUUAUAUUUUUAGUUGCGGUUGCCCGACCAAGAAUCACGUCAACAAAUCAAGAAUUUUUAGGAAAAAUUGGCAUUUUCCCCUUCAAUUUUAAGGAACCAGCAAAACGAAAUAGCAAAAAUCGUAUUGCUGGAACUUUAGAAACAAAGGCGAUAAAAAAUGUCACAAAAGAUGUAAUACGGAAAUAUUUAAUUGAGAAGAUUUUGCCUUCCAUUAGAGAGAAAUGGCCAGAAAAUAGUUCAAAGAUCAUCUAUAUUCAAAUAGAUAACGCUAAGCCUCAUAUUAGUGUGAAUGAUGAUGAGUUUCUUCGAGCGGGUCGAAAGGACGGAUUUGAUAUCCGAUUAAGUUUUCAACCUUCAAAUAGUCCGGAUUUGAGUAUUUUGGAUCUUGGCUUUUUUCGAGCUAUCCAAAUUCUUCAACAUCAACAGGCUCCUACAACAAUUGAUGAGCUGAUAUUGGCAGUAGAAAAAUCAUAUAAUGACUUGCCGUCAGAAGAUUUAAAUUGUGUGUUCUUAACUUUAAAAUCAUGUAUGGUUGAGAUAAUGAAGGUUUUUGGUGGAUUUGAUUAUAAAAUUCCACACAUGAACAAAAAUAAAUUAAAGAAAGAUGGAAGGCUUCCAAUCCGACUAGAAUGUGAUCCUGAAGUUUUUAACAAAGCUAUGGCAUAUCUGCAAAACUAA
Molecule: messenger RNA, 1104 nt
Organism: Mercurialis annua (annual mercury)
Lineage: Eukaryota; Viridiplantae; Streptophyta; Magnoliopsida; Malpighiales; Euphorbiaceae
Exons: 1
Coding region: 1-1104 (367 amino acids)
Molecular function (GO): nucleic acid binding
Source: RefSeq, a predicted model, not a curated record